AUGCAGGCCAGUUGUUUAUUGCAACGAGGUCCGAUCCGUCCCACGAUCUUGACCAGGACCUUCGCAUGCAAUCACCCUACAGCUAUUCAACGCACCCGCUCCAUUCUUCUCAAGAAGCAGGAUGUCCAGACCCGCAGACUUGCUCCCGGACUGUGGGUCUACAAUAAUGGCGGUAUCUAUGGAGGCGAGGCAGCGGUGGCCGUGAAUCAGACAACACAGCAAGUGAUAAUGCAGCGAUCCGGCGUCGCUACCCUCAACUCGGCGUCGUUUGCAGGAAGUGUACCAGCGCGGGCGCGGGGUGUUCACCAGAUCAUGAACCAUUUGAGCGAGCGCAUGGUCAAGGGCACAGCACAGAUAUUAUCCAAGCCUCAGCCCAGGACAAGUGCCCUGCAAGAAGCAGGUCGUCAUGGAUUCAGUCAUUCUUCCUCUCAACCACAUACAGCACACCACCACCACUUUCCUUCUUCCUAUGUGAACACCCCCUCAUCCCAAACACGCCAAUACAUCACUACGACAAAUCACCUCAACAAGACCACACCGGCAACUGCGACCAGAACAGCACACCUCGCCAAUCCUCUACGCACUAAAUUGGCGCCUUCAACAGUCCGCUCCCAGGCUGCCAAUGGAUCUAGUCGUACCUAUGCGACCCAAUCCUCGAAUUCGAGUGCGCUUGUCAAGUACACGCCACCCCCUACAGGACCAUUAGACCGCGUUGGACGAGCCAAGUUGUUGUCAGCUGCUCCAACGUUUCUGGCCCGACUCAAGAUCCGGUUCAAGUUGCUGUUAAUGCGCCAAAUCCGGCCGUGGCGGGUGGACGACUUUAUUGCGAUGUUUUCGUGGGCAUUCCUGGCGAAUGUUGCGUUUGUGCUAUUGGGCACAACGACGUUUUUUAGUCUUGUGCUUGCGGCGGCGAACAGUCUGCAGUUCCAAGGAUUUGUUGCGUCCAAGAUUAGCGACUACAUGACUGCAUCGACAGGAGUCAAGGUCAAGUUUGAGGCUGCCAUCGUGCCCAACUGGAAGGACGGCCGCAUCACCCUCAGGAAUGUCGUCAUGUCCAAGCGUGUAGUGGCGCCUCUGACCGAGGACGAAUCAUCCUCACUUACACACAAGGGCGAGGACCACUCUGGACACGGACAUGAACACGACGACUUACCUCCUCACAUUGCGACAGAAGAAGAGAUCGACACCAACUUCACAAUGUUUGAUGUCACCAUUGACCAAAUCGAUGUCACCCUGUCGGCCAAGCGGUGGCUGGACGGCAAGGGACUCAUCGAAGACGCUUCCAUCAAAGGCGUCCGCGGUGUCAUCGAUCGAACACAUGUAUGGUGGGAUCCAAAUGUGGAAUAUAUCCCAGAGGAGGCAAGACGGAAACAUGUACCGGGAGAUUUCGAGCUCGAGUCUUUGCAAUUGGAAGACAUGCUGGUGACCGUGCUGCAGCCUGACGGAUUCCGGCCGUACACUGUGUCGGUGUUCUCAGCACAGUUCCCUUGCUUCCGGAAACAAUGGAUUUGCUACGACAUGCUGUGUGCAGACUCGAUGGUCGGUAUGUUUGACGGCUGUCUCUUCAGUUGUUACACUGCUCAGAGGGAGAACACCGAUACCCAGACCGACACCAAGUGGAAGCGGACGACGCGGUUCAAGAUUGAUGAUGUCAAGAUUGAUCAUUUGAACGCUGGUGUGGAAGGUCCUUUUGGCUGGAUCUAUGCCGGCACAGUCGAUGUCACCUGUGAUGUCAAGAUUCCCAACGAGCCUGAAGAGGAUGUGUUGAGGAAGCUUGUGAACGAUAUCGUGGACAAGAUUGAUGAGGUCGUUGAUUUUGCCCCUCUGCCAUUAGUCUUUGGAACCGGCGUGAUCGGCGGCAAGGAUAUUGUUGUCUACCCCAACCGUGCAGCUGCUGCCUUGCACCAGAGGAUGAUGGAGAAGGAGGAGGAGGAGCGGAAAAUGUUGGCCUUGCAGCACCAGCAGCACGGACAUACCCACCAGCCUCAGACACCUCAGGAUGAACACCACCGCCUUCACCAUAUGAACACACAACACCAAAAGGUCGAACAGCAGUACAGACAAUACCAGCUUCAGCAACAACAGAACCAACAACAUCUUACAGAACAACAGCGCCAACAACACCAGCAACACAUGUCGAGACUAAACCCUGCCACCAUUACAGGAAAGACCAAGUCCAAGAAACCUGCUCUGGUGAUGGACUUUGAGUUCCGCUUCAACGACACCAAGGCUUCGAUUCCCCUCCAAACCGAGAGCAUGUCUUACCUCUCCAACGCCAUGGUCCGCCCCCUCGUCGCCUUUAUGAACAGCAACCGCACUGUCACACCCAUCCGCUGCCGCGUCGAAAUGGACCUCUCUGAAUUCGAUGGAUCAUGGACGAUCUAUGACUCGAACCUAAUGAACAACCUGUCGACAGAGGUCGGAAAGGCAUGGGCCAAUCUUGUGGCAGAUGAGCGAGAGAGGAACCGCAAGCUGAAGCGAGUGGGACUCUGGGGUCUUCAAUCGAUGACCCGCAACAUUGUCAGUGUCUACGACUAUGCCCGUGGUAACCGUGGCUUCUGGCACUACAUUGGCACCCAGUCCGUCUAA
Molecule: messenger RNA, 2589 nt
Organism: Linnemannia hyalina
Lineage: Eukaryota; Fungi; Mortierellomycota; Mortierellomycetes; Mortierellales; Mortierellaceae
Source: the annotation of a GenBank genome assembly